Messenger RNA from Sebastes umbrosus (honeycomb rockfish), 6151 nucleotides. RefSeq names its product WD repeat domain 26b (gene wdr26b). NCBI's taxonomy places the organism in Eukaryota, Metazoa, Chordata, Actinopteri, Perciformes, Sebastidae. Bases 437 to 2281 code for a protein of 614 amino acids. Gene Ontology annotation, cellular component: GID complex. Gene Ontology annotation, biological process: proteasome-mediated ubiquitin-dependent protein catabolic process. Gene Ontology annotation, molecular function: protein binding. The transcript has 14 exons. The record is from RefSeq and is a predicted model, not a curated record.
CGGUGACGUCAUGGGCGUCAGGACUCCAUUAGAGCUGCAGCUGUUUUGAGAGAAACAACAACAAGAAAACGGAGCUAACUGACAGCAGCUCCUCCACCACACACACACAGUGACAGUCCUCUUCCUCUCUGAAGCCCUGACAAAACGAGAGGGCCUCAAACCUGGAAGCUUGUAACCUUUCCAUUUCCCUCACCCGGAGCUCCGCCGGCUUCUAACCACGGCCGCUCUCGGUGAGGAAACUCUGGCCUCCGCUUCCUCCUCCUCCGACUCGGACACCGGCGGAGCGUCGCCGCCCCCGCGGAAGAAGCACCGAGCCUCGGCGGCGGAGGGAGCAGGAGAGCCCGGGGCUUCAACGGUACUAACAGGCCUCAUAUCAGGACUCGCUGCUACUCACUCUCAACAAGCCAUCCACUUUAACCGCGUCAACAACCUCAGUAUGCAGCAGGCAAACGGAGCAGGACAGGGACAAGAAUCUGCAGAGCUCUCCUGCCUUAUUAACAGCGCACAAAACGGGGAGUCAUCGUCCUCCUCCACUUUGGCCGGAGGAACACACUCCUCCAAUGGGCUGCUUCUCUCCAGCAGCACGGACAACAACGGCACCACCAGUAACGGUUCGUCGUCAACAGCAACCGGGCCGACUGCUGCUGCCUCGUCAACGGCCUCAACCUCCGAGCUGAAGAAGAAGAAGCGACUAUCGCAGGCGGAGGAAGAUGUCAUACGAUUAAUAGGGCAACAUCUACACGGACUAGGGCUGAAUAAGACAGUGGACCUGCUUAUGCAGGAAUCAGGCUGCAGACUUGAACACUCCUCAGCUACCAGGUUCCGCAACCAUGUCAUGGAGGGGGAGUGGGACAAGGCUGAGAAUGAUCUCAAUGAGCUGAGAGCACUGAUGCAUUCUCCCAACGCCAUUGUGCGUAUGAAGUUCCUCCUGCUGCAGCAGAAGUACCUAGAAUAUCUGGAGGAUGGCAAAGUCCUGGAGGCUCUGCAGGUGCUCCGGGGAGAACUGACGCCACUCAAGUACAACACGGAUCGCAUCCACGUACUUAGCGGGUACCUAAUGUGUAGCCAUGCUGAGGACCUGAAGGCCAAGGCAGAGUGGGAGGGCAAGGGCACCGCCUCACGCUGCCGACUGCUCGACAAAUUACAGACAUACCUGCCACCCUCUGUGAUGCUGCCCCCUCGGCGGCUGCAGACCCUGCUGCGGCAAGCAGUGGAGCUGCAGAGGGACCGCUGCCUCUAUCACAACACCAAGCUGGACAGUAGUCUGGACUCUGUCUCUCUCCUCCUCGAUCAUGUCUGCAGCAGGAAGCAGUUCCCCUGUUACACCCAACAGAUUCUGACAGAACACUGUAACGAAGUGUGGUUCUGCAAAUUCUCAAACGACGGCACCAAACUAGCCACUGGCUCCAAAGACACUACGGUCAUAAUUUGGCAAGUGGACCCGGAGAGCCACCAGUUGAAGCUGCUGCGAACCCUGGAGGGUCACGCAUACGGUGUCUCCUACUUAGCCUGGAGUCCCGACGACACCUACCUGAUCGCCUGCGGACCCGACGACUGCUCCGAGCUGUGGCUCUGGAACGUUCAGACGGGGGAGCUGCGGACCAAAAUGUCCCAAUCCCAUGAAGACAGUCUGACCAGCGUGGCGUGGAACCCUGACGGCAAACGUUUUGUCACCGGAGGACAGAGGGGACAGUUUUAUCAGUGUGACCUGGACGGUAACUUGUUGGACUCCUGGGAGGGCGUGAGAGUGCAGUGCUUGUGGUGCCUGGGUGAUGGUAGAGCAGUGCUGGCCUCGGACACCCACCAACGUAUCCGGGGUUACAACUUCGAGGACCUAACGGACAGAAACAUAGUUCAGGAGGACCAUCCUAUCAUGUCUUUUACUGUUUCAAAGAACGGAAGAUUAGCUUUGUUAAAUGUAGCAACUCAGGGAGUGCACCUGUGGGACCUUCAGGACCGGGUGCUGGUGAGGAAAUACCAAGGUGUGACCCAGGGCUUCUACACCAUCCACUCCUGCUUUGGAGGACACAACGAAGACUUUAUUGCCAGUGGCAGCGAAGACCACAAAGUGUACAUCUGGCACCGGCGUGGCGAACUUCCCAUCGCUGAGCUAACAGGCCACACGCGUACCGUUAACUGUGUGAGCUGGAACCCGGCCAUCCCAGGACUCAUGGCUUCCGCCUCAGAUGACGGCACAGUGCGUGUCUGGGGUCCUGCACCCUUCCUCGACUCGCAAGAGGCGGACGGACUCAACGAAAACUGCAGUAACAUGGACAGUUGAUGGUCACUUAUGGAGCAGAUGACAUCUCUCUUUAACAACAAUCCAAGAAUCCGACAAUAAAAGAAAAUCGAAACGGGCGAAUCGAGACCUUAACGCCAACCUAGAAGCAAGACGAAACAACAACAAAAAGCCACCAAGACAAAAAAAGAGAAAACAAAAAGUGAGAAAAAUGUGUCUCCUGACGGUCCUAGACAAAACGGUGGAGGUGACAGCGGAUACUCUGAAAAUUCAGGUUCCUCAUCCAAAACCUGAUCCUGACCCAGAAGGAAAAACCAGUCAACGCCUAGCGGGAUACGACAACGCCAUCCACUGGUGAGCUGUAACGGCUGUUCUCCUCCUCCAACUGACCCUUCUUCUCCCUCCCCCCACCCCCCCACCAUCUCGCUGCAUGGUCACCAGCCAUGCCAGGAAAAACCCACCUCCACCUUGAGCUCGGAGCACAUCGAGUCCCCGUGAUGCCUCCAGACAGACACCGCAGACCGGCCAGUCUUUAAUCGGACUACAUCUGUCUGCCUGUUUGUCUCUCACAUCACCUGUAUAAUGUCUCCAUGGAUAUGGGUGGGGUGUUGUUGGGGGAGGACGGUGCAUAAGGGGGGAUAUAGCAACUCUUCUGUAUGUGUGUUUUCCUCUACCCCCCCCUCCCACUCUCUUGCUAUAUUCUUCGCAUUCGAUCUGUUGGACAAAGGCUGAAAAAUCCACCAUAAAAAACACUGACCGACCAGCUGACAAAGAACACACAAAAAAAGGCUAUGCUAAAUGUUGGGAUUUUUUUAUGAUAGUCAUAGCGUAAUUCUCAUUUAAAGAGGUGAAUCUUAGCUCAAGUAGUGCCCGUGGAAAGCGUGAAGAUUCCACUUUGUGUUUCUCGACAUUAGGAAACUUUUUAUUCCUUAAUUUAACUUCUAACACGGACAGUCGCUGUAAUGUUUCCAGCCGACAGCUCCCCCCAAAACCCCCCUCCCCCCACCCCCAGCCCCCUCUGUCGAGCUAGCUACCGCACAACUCCAUUACAUCUGCCUAAGAGGAGAUGGACAGAGGGAUUCACGGGUCGCAUAUCAACGGCGAGGGGGUCAGACGUUUGGUGGUGAGGUGGGGUUUCCACUUGUCAGGACACAUACUGCGACCUUUUCUCAAAAGACACGCUUUCAGAUGUGAAGUGCAACUCGGGAUUGCACGCCGUUGACUUGCUGUCCCUCCUCUGUGUGUGUGUGUGCGCGUGUGUGUUUGUGUGUUUGAGAGAGUGAGUGAGAGCGAUUAUGCAUGCACACAUUAGUGUGAGAGUUGACAUUUGUGGGUGCAGGUUUAAUUGGCGCGUGUUUUUUUUUGUAUGUGUUCAAUUCACACCAGCAGAAGAUUCACCCCCCCUCCUCCUCCUCCUCCUCCUCCUCUCCCUCCUCUUCCUCCUCCCCUAUGCUCCUAAUCCCCAUAGUGAAAUUGUAAAGAGGAUUUUAAACCAAUUCUAAGUUAUCCAAAGCCCCAUAGGGACCUCUAUCUGUGGAACAAAGAAUACUUGAGAGACAUUUUGUAAAAAAAAAAACAAAAAAGAAAAACUUUUCUUUAAUCCGGGGCUUUAAUUUUUACAUUUGAAUUUGUUUCUCCUUUACCGCGUGGCAUUUCGAACGGCACUGAGUUUAUUGGCGACGAAUCGUCUCUGUGGGGGAAAAAAGGAAAUUUAAAAAAAAAAUUUGAGUGAGGCAUGUUUUCAACAAAAAAAAAAAGAAGCUGUAAAACUGUUGUGUUUAUUAGCGAAGGGUCAUUUCAUAUGAGAAGUUAAUGAUUGUAAUUAUUGAGCGAGUAGUUAGCACGGCCCUAGAGACACGAGGCACCAAUAACCAGAACCACUCUUUUAAGGGAGUGUUGUUACAAUCCUAAAACAAACACACACACACACACACACCCACAAACUGCCUUCCUGUUCAUACAGUUGCACACAAACCUUCAGUAUGUAUGACACCCCCUCCCCCCCACUGCACUUUGAGUGGUCUUCUUUUGCUCACUCGCUCCUACUGCAACGGCAUAAAUCCAUAAGCUUCUUCUCAUAGUCUUAUGGUCGCCACACUGAUGGCUUAAAAAGGCUGCAUUGGCAAAGACUCAAAAACCUAACAGGAAGAUCGCUAAAGGAAUUGAACCCUCACUAUGCCUCCUAUGCACCCAAAAGCAGUGACUGAUCAUCUUGUAGACAUUAUAAAACCUCGCGCAUAUAAGGCACAGCAGCCUCAUCUCGAGGGUCUUGGAGCUUAGAGAGAAUUCAGCAUUACACACCCCCCCCCCCCCAACUCCUCCUCCUUUUUUGCUCUCCAGCCAAGUUACUCAGUGGUCAGUGCACCAUUCAAAGCUUUCUUCCUCCCUUUUUUCAGGGUAUGUAAUGACUAUUUGCUACAGACUGAUAUACAGUAAAAACAUGUUUAAAAUCAGUGCUUUUCUGUCUGUUUUUAUUGAACUUUUUUGUUACUUUAAAUUUUUUUUGUUCACAUUAUAUAUCAUUUUUUGGUUGACCUCUAUCCCUGUAUGAUCAUAUUAAAAUAUAACCAGACAUUUGGAGUCCUCAUUUCUUUUGUAGUCUUUAUAACCCCCUUGUUAUCUUUAAUUUUUUAAUAUUUAAUAUUUUUUUUUGUUUCUUUGUAUUCAGUUGCAUUUUACCUACCACUACUAUUACAAAUAUGCACAGUAACACCCAUGCCAAUUGGAGCGGGGAGAGUUUCUAAGGAAGUGUGUUACCUACAAUCAAAUCAGGUUUGAACUUAUCCACCCCGCGCCUUUAAAAGAGUUUCCUUCAUGUGAAAAUCUACUUCAUCGCAUGUCUGUGUUACCGAAAUAUCUCUCUUGGUGUGCCAUUGUUUAUCGAUCCGACCCUUCAUCGAAGCCAAAUCACUCAAGGCGCACUGGUGUUUUUUCUGUAGGUUGCGUCAUGGUCUGAUAUUCACACUUUGGAAACCUCUAUCUCAACUCCUGGACUGCAGAACGGACUCCUCUUCCACACCCGAUAUUACUUCAGAAGACUUGAGGCAAAUCGCACACACUAAACCCUAACAAGAGUUUCAGUAAAGCCCAUCAUUCACCUGCUGGUGGCAAAAUGCUAUGUCUGUAUGCAACCUGGUGUCUACUCUUCUUUUGUCUUGAGUUUACCAAGGGAGUCGUUUCUGAUUUAACUAUGUCUUAUAUUUCUCUCUCUCUCAGAGGUGAUGGUGGGAAGGAUCCGGGUGGGGAAUAUACUAAGGGCUUACUGUAGCAUCUCUAAGUUCCUUGGGCUGUGGCGGGAAGGGGUGAUGUGUGUGGCUUUGCGUUCAAUGUGUUAUUUACAAAAGUGAUUGUACUGUUUUGUAUUGUUGUGUAGGAAAAGUGUUAUGUAUGCAUAUUUUCAAUAAAGCAUUCAGGGUUUUGAAAAAACAAAAAAGGCCCAUGGUAGUUUGAUGGGGCAAGAAAUUGUGAAGGCCCCUAGAAUAAAGUUACCCAGAAAAAACAUCUUUAAAUGCAGAAAGGGGGACCCAGGUUGGCCCUGAAUCACUGCUUUUGGCAAAGCAUGUGUCUCUAGUGGAAAACACUGGGUUGGAUUUGUGUCAAAAUUCUACUUUGUAUUCAUUUCUAAAUGUCUUGAAAGCAAUUUCUGGAGCCAGAUCAUCUGGUAAGAGGCUAUCUUCGAUGCCAUUAGGAAUAAUGAGAACAAUUGCCAAUAAAGUGACGUUAUUUUGAGUAAUCCUUGUUGUUGGCCAUACGUUUCUAUACAAAACUUGCUGUUUACUUUAGGGAGUGGGUGCUGGCAAAAUGUGAGAAUAUCUUUGGAGACCCAAAGUGUUUAUUAUUAAAAGUGAUGAAGUUAAUAAUCCUGUGAAUUGAUACAGACACAAUAUAUAAUAAAACCAUGAAAUUGUGAAA